Molecule: messenger RNA, 1567 nt
Organism: Carassius auratus (goldfish)
Lineage: Eukaryota; Metazoa; Chordata; Actinopteri; Cypriniformes; Cyprinidae
Product: 5-formyltetrahydrofolate cyclo-ligase
Exons: 3
Coding region: 166-768 (200 amino acids)
Biological process (GO): folic acid-containing compound biosynthetic process; tetrahydrofolate interconversion
Cellular component (GO): mitochondrion
Molecular function (GO): 5-formyltetrahydrofolate cyclo-ligase activity
Source: RefSeq, a predicted model, not a curated record
AAUCUAUCGUGUUCUAAUCACUCGCACACGUUCAGACUACACUGAUGUUUUGUUAUCACUUUCUCACGAGUUGAUCAUUAACUGAGCUUCUGCGAUGAUCAUAGCGGUCACUGAUUUUACGUGUUUGUUUGCAGUCUGACUGGGUUUGUGGCGCGCGGAUUCAUUAUGGCAGCUCUGCGUGCAGCAAAACAAGCUUUGAGAAGAGAAAUCAAGGGUCGAGUGGCGGCAGUGAGUGAUCAGGAGAAACUGAGACAGUCUCGAGUUGUCUCUCAAAAGUUGUUCAGGCAUCCCAAAUACCUGUCCAGCCAGCGUGUCGCUGUCUUCCUGAACAUGCAUGACGAGGUGCGCACACAUGACAUCCUGCAGGACAUCUUCAAGAGGGGUAAAGCCUGCUUCAUUCCCAGAUACUUCACCCAGAGCAGUCAUAUGGACAUGUUACGACUGCGAGACAUGGAGGAGGUGAAGAUGCUGCCCCUCACGUCCUGGAACAUCCAGCAGCCAGCAGACGACGACUGCGACAGAGAGGAAGCCCUGGCCACAGGAGGACUAGAUCUUAUCCUCAUGCCUGGUUUGGGAUUUGAUAAGAAGGGGAAUCGGCUUGGCAGAGGAAAGGGUUUCUACGACACGUAUCUGGAGCGCUGUAGGACGCACCCAAAGGGAAAGCCGUACACCAUCGCCUUGGCUUUCAAAGAGCAGCUGUGUGCUGAGGUCCCAGUGGGGGAACAUGAUAUUCUUAUUGAUGAAGUCCUCUAUGAAGACGAGGAAUGAACUGCAUCAGUCAGACCUUGAUUUCAGCGCUGCUCAGAGUCUUUUGAAUUCAAAUGAUUCCUGCGACAUUGAUCCCGUUUCUGAAUAAAAUGCAUUAAAUCUCUUUGGAUGCAAUCCAUAUUCUCGAAUCAAAUAAUGUCUGGGGACUUCUUUCAGAGAAGAGCUUCUGUAUCAGCAUAAGAAUUACCAAAAGGCUAAAUAUGCAGUCUGUCCUGACAUUAAAGGAACAGUUCACUCAAAAACGGAAAUGUGGCCUUUUUUUAGUCACUCGUGCUGUAUUAAAUGUCGUUGUUUUUCUAUGAAACAAGGGGAUUUUUUUUUUUAAUCUUCAUAUGGUUAAUCCUAAUUCACUGUCACCAUUAAAGUGCUCUCUAUUACUUUUGCACUAUAUUCAUAGUCCGUUGGUUUGAGGAACAGACUGAAUAACGAAAAGUCAUUAUUGAAUGAAAACUCCUCCACUGAAGCUCUGAAAUGUUCUUCACUACAUAUUUCUGAUUUGGUGUGCCCAUGUUUGGUUACAGCAUGUGCUAAAAUUACAGUGACUGUUUUCAAACUAGUUAUUUUAAUUUUGAGAGAAAGCUAUCAGUAUUAACUUUAAUUUUAGCAUGUUCCUCAGACAGGAUUCAGAAGACAUUUGCGGCACUUUUUCUUGUUGUUUUCUUUGUCUUUUUUGGAGUUUGAAAUCUGUGUUCCACAGAAAAUGUACAUAUGCAGGAUGGAAAUUACAUGGGAGUGAACGAAUAAUGACAAUUUGCAUUUUGGGUAAAGAAUAAAGAUUGCUUCAAAAAGAUCUUCUGUA